AGGAGGUAUUUCUGCACAUGUCCAUAAUGUUGUUCACCACUGGGGGCAGCUUAACAUAAGACUGCAUUUACUGAUACCAAAGCAACAGUCGGAGAAGCUUUCAGAGUGACAGGAUGCAGAAGUGAACAGUGCUUGUUCAUUGUACCGGGUCAUCCUGGCUUCUCUGCUUCAACGCAGCUUCCUUAGCCGGUGGAAUACAGAUGGGUGAAUUCAGACAGCUGAGCGUCACUUGCAAGAACCUCUCAAGCUUUGCACGGGGAGAUUUAAAAGAAGCCGAGUCUACAAUGUAAAGAUUCCAAACCACAUCAUCCAUGAAGACCCUAUCACCUAGGAAGAACUUGACUUUCUGCUGCAAAUGCUGGUUUGGGAUUUAUACAUUCCUGGGAUGUUCUGCAUGCCUGGCAAAGGAUAAGGAUCCAAAAUUGGUCCAUUUCCCAGGGGGUCCAAUUUUGCUUCCUGGGUGUCAGCAAGCCUUGACUCACCAAAGAACAGCUGACAGGGGCUGUCAUGUUUGUGGCCCCUAGGAAAAAGCAAAAGAGCUAAAGGACGACCUUUGAAAACACAAAGGAUGGGUUUCAAUGUAUUUAGGCUACUGAGCGGAUCAGCAGUAGCCCUGGUAAUAGCUCCCACUGUAUUACUGACAAUGCUUUCGUCUGCUGAACGAGGAUGCCCUAAGGGCUGUAGGUGUGAAGGCAAAAUGGUAUAUUGUGAGUCCCAGAAAUUGCAAGAGAUACCCUCCAGUAUAUCAUCUGGUUGUUUAGGUUUGUCCUUGCGAUAUAACAGCCUUCAAAAACUAAAAUACAACCAAUUUAAAGGUCUUAAUCAACUUACCUGGCUUUACUUAGACCACAAUCAUAUCGGCAGUAUUGAUGAAAAUGCUUUCAAUGGAAUACGCAGGCUGAAAGAGUUAAUUCUGAGUUCCAACAGAAUUGCUUUUUUUCUUAACAACACCUUCAGACCAGUAACAAACCUCCGAAAUUUGGAUCUCUCCUACAAUCAGCUGCAUUCCCUGGGAGUAGAACAAUUCAGAGGCUUAAGGAAGCUGCUGAGUUUACACCUGAGGUCCAAUUCCCUGAGAACGAUCCCAGUCCGGAUUUUCCAGGACUGUAGGAACCUGGAACUCUUAGACCUGGGUUACAACAGGAUCCGAAGCCUAGCAAGGAAUGUCUUUGCUGGCAUGAUCAGGCUGAAAGAGCUGCACCUGGAGCACAAUCAAUUUUCUAAGCUUAACUUGGCACUUUUUCCAAGGCUGGUCAGCCUACAGAACCUUUAUUUACAGUGGAAUAAAAUUAGUGUUAUAGGACAAACCAUGUCUUGGACGUGGAGCUCGUUACAAAGACUUGAUUUAUCGGGAAAUGAAAUAGAAGCUUUCAGUGGACCAAGCGUUUUCCAGUGUGUGCCCAAUUUGCAACGUCUCAACCUGGAUUCCAACAAGCUCACAUUUAUUGGCCAAGAGAUUUUGGAUUCCUGGAUAUCUCUGAAUGACAUCAGCCUUGCUGGGAAUAUAUGGGAAUGCAGCAGAAACAUUUGUUCCCUGGUAAACUGGCUUAAAAGUUUCAAAGGGCUGAGGGAAAAUACAAUUAUCUGUGCCAGCCCCAAAGAACUGCAAGGGGUGAAUGUUAUAGAUGCAGUGAAAAAUUAUAGCAUCUGUGGCAAAAGUACGACAGAAAAGUUUGACUUGCCGCAGGCUCCCCCCAAGCCCACCUUUAAACCAAAGGUCAUCCGGCCUAAACAUGAGAGCCAGCCCCCCCUGCCCCCCACCACGGGGGCCCCUGAGGCCAGCUCCAUGCCCGAGCACAGCACCCAGCAGAUCUCCUUCCAUAAAAUCAUUGCUGGGAGCGUGGCCCUCUUCUUGUCCGUGCUUGUGAUUCUGCUGGUCAUCUACGUGUCCUGGAAGCGCUACCCUGCCAGCAUGAAGCAAUUGCAGCAACGCUCCCUAAUGCGACGGCAUAGGAAAAAGAAACGACAGUCGCUGAAGCAGAUGACUCCCACCACCCAGGAAUUUUACGUUGACUAUAAGCCCACCAACAGCGAGACCAGUGAGAUGUUGCUGAACGGGACGGGACCUUGUUCGUACAGCAAGGGAGGCUCCAGGGAAUGUGAGAUACCUUUAUCUAUGAAUAUGUCUACAUUUCUUGCAUAUGAUCAGCCUACAAUAAGUUACUGUGGUGUACAUCAUGAACUUCUUGGUCAUAAGUCCUAUGACUCAAAUGCACAGGAAGAAACAAUGGAGACACCAUUAGAGACUGAGCUGGAUCUGAGCACAAUCACAAGAGCAGCACGAAAUCAGUGAUCACACUCAGCUGACUUGUGUGGUCAGAAAGAUAACCCUGAGUCACCACCAUUUUUUUUUUUAAUUUGUCACAAAGAAUUAAAUUAGUCCUUCUCCGGGGUGAAUUGGAAACUCCCCAUUCUGUUUAAAAAGUUACACAUUCGAAUACAGAUUGUUUCAAAUCUACGAUUUGUAAUUAGCUAAGUUGUGGGGGUUUUUUUACUUAAAAAUGAAGUAUGAUCCUUAAAAUAAAUCUUUUCUUUUUUUUCAAAACUCAUCCUACCUAUCUGUAAAAAGGAAAGAAAAAAAAACUGUACAGAGCUGAUGUAUUUUUUCAUAUUGUAAAGUUUCAAUAUAUUGAAAUGUACUGGAAUGUACAGGACCAUGCUUUAUUUUAUUUUACAAUUUUCAGUCUUUAAAAUUUUAAAUUAACAAAGCUUGUGUUAUAUUCAGAGUUUCUCAGAUUUGUAGAAACUAGUUUGUUCUGCAUUUAUGCCCUCAAAACAAAAGCAUCCUAAAAUUCUGUACUGUGCAAAUUAGACACAGAUUCUAUUAUACAACACAAUUCUUUCAACAUGUUUUGGAAAUAAUCUAUUAACCAAAUUAGAGUUGGAUUAUUCAAACUCUUAUAGACAUGGUCUUCAGGAGGGGAAGGGAGCUACUAAAAGAAAAAUAUUUUUUAACAGUUCUCCAAAUUAACUCUUGCCUUGAAUUACAAAUUGCUUUCUCAAGCAAUGAAAUGUAAUGAUAAAGAGGGAUAUUUUAACAACACUUUUCUGAAUGAAUGGCUUAUUCUUUCAUAACAUCAAUACAGUAAUGGAAUGAACUAAAAGAAGAAGAAAAAAUACCACUAAAGGCAAAGACAGUAACCAUAGCAACAAAGGUUUCAUUAACGGAAAAAACAAAAAUAAUUGGAAGGGUCAGCCUGGAUAUGGUUUUCUUUAGUUACAUUAUAAAGCAAAGUGACAGACCCAACAGGUAAUAUAACAUGACAAUCGCCCAUAAUGAUUAAACAUGUUGUAAUAAUAUAUAUUGUCUGCAGGUAUGUUUUAGGGUUAUUUCAUCAUUGCCUAAAAUAUGCAUAGGCCAAUAUGCACACGUCCAAGGUUUUCCAAAAGAAGGAACAAAGGAUGGAUGGAUGGAAGGAUGGAAGGAAGGAAGGAAGAUUUCAACAUACAAUGUGUGAAAAACCAAUUUCUAAGAGGUGUACUCCAAAGAAACUGACACACGUGCCUUGCACAAGAGAGAUAAAGUUAGAGCUAAUCACACAUUUCAAGUUCGCUUUGCAUUUACACUGACAUGCUCAUUAUCUGAAAGGUAAGGAAGCCAUCUUCUAAGUGUUCCCUGGUGGGAACAGAACAUAAUUUAUUUUUACACAAAUACCCCAAAGCUUCAUUUCCAGGGACAUUCUAAAGCUCACUUAACCGGGGGGCUUCUGCCACAAGGCAGGCACACGUUCAUUUAGAUCAGGGGUUUUCAACCUUGGCAACUUUAAGACUUGUGGACUUCAGCUUCCAGAAUUCCUCAGCCAGCUUUGCUGGCUGAGGAAUUCUGGGAAUUGAAGUCCACAAGUCUUAAAGUUGCCAAAGUUGAGAACCCCUGAUUUAGAUCUACAAAGUAUGAGCAUAAACAUUUUCCCCUUUAAAUGGGAAGGGUCGUUUUAAUUAGGGCUUCUGGUUUAUGCAUGUAGUCCCUGUGUCAUUUCACUAACUUUAAAUAUUUUUUAUCAUCUAUUGUUUCAUGUUCAGCUGUAAGCUAAUGUGUACAGUAGACUCCCCCCACACACACACACACCAUCUCCAUUUUUGAUCAAAGUUGAUAGAGAGUGGAGUCAAAGAAGACCCCUCUCUGUUUCUAUCUAUUACUACUUUAAGAGGAAAGUAGUAUAGGUAGUCUUCAACUUAUGACCAUUCGUUUAACAGCCAUUCAAAAUUAUGUCAGCACUGGAAGAUGUGGCUUACAACUGGUCCUGGCACUUACAACUAUUGCAGCAGCUCUGCAGUCACAAGAUCAAAAUUUGGGCAUGGGACAACUGGCAUUUUUUAACAAUGGUUGCAGUGUCCUGAGGUCACAUGAUCACUAUUUACAAUCUUCCUCAGGUCCAAUGUGUUGCUCACACUUGUUUAGAAUCGCUUUUCCUCUGAUGGUCAGCAGCAGUCUUUCUUCUGCCAGUCCCAAGGUGGCUACCACCUUCCCGCAAUCGACAAGGGCCCCCUCUUGGCCCGUAACCUCUACGGGGUGACUUUCAGUUCUUUUUGGACCCCCAGCAGGAAAAAAUCAGGUGUGGGAAUCAGAGCCCUGCUUUCCUGCGCCUGCUUUACCACAGUGACGAAACUGGCAUUUUGUAAUGAUAGUUACGGUGUCCUGAGGUCACAUGAUCAUUAUUUACAAUCUUCCCAGGGACCUUCUGACAAGCUAAUGGGGGGGAGUCAGACUCACUUAACAAUCACAAUUCACUUAACGAUUGCAGUGAUUUAAUGACUCCAGCAAAAAAGUCAUAAAAUUGAGCAUGAUUUAAGAAUCAUAUUACUUAGUAAUAUGUGGGAAUAACGAAAAUAUUAGAAAUUAAACAGCAGUUGUAAACACCAAUGAAUGAUUUAAAAAACAUUUUUGCAUAGCAGAUCAGAUUGGAGGGGAUAUAAAAUGUCUACCCAAAAAAAAUUGUUCAUGAAUUCUUGAUUAGUUGCGAGUGAUUAAAAGCUUUAAAACUAUUAACAACACUGUUUAUUAAAAUACUUAUUACACCACUAUCACUUCACAUCAUAAAACAGAAGAUGUAUCUUAUGGUGAUCUCAUUAAGGAAAAAAGAUUCAAGGAUUCUUGGGUUUUCCAAACUAGAGGGACAAAAUUUCAUAUAAUAGUAACAAUCCUUCUUUUUAUAAAUAAAGAUAAAUUUAAUCACAAAUCUAUUUUUCUCAGUAUUUCUUCCAAGUAUUUUACAACGACUUCAUCAAUGGAAUUAAGAAAUAUGAAUUGAUUCCUUUGUAUAAAGCAACUCUUAUUGGGGAAAAAAAUCUUCAGAAUAUUGUUAAAAGAAAUGCAAGCCUACAAAAUGUCAAAAGAGAAUACAUUGUAUUAUUUAUUUAACAUCCUAGAUUUUUGUAACAUAUUUUGCAUAAAUUAUUUGCUAUUCAAAA
Molecule: messenger RNA, 5409 nt
Organism: Crotalus tigris (Tiger rattlesnake)
Lineage: Eukaryota; Metazoa; Chordata; Lepidosauria; Squamata; Viperidae
Gene: LRRTM3
Product: leucine rich repeat transmembrane neuronal 3
Exons: 3
Coding region: 569-2293 (574 amino acids)
Cellular component (GO): plasma membrane
Molecular function (GO): protein binding
Source: RefSeq, a predicted model, not a curated record